CAUCAGCCAACCCUUUUUUUAAGCUUUUUCUCCACCACCACAAAGCUUAAAUUCCCAAAGAGUGACUUUAUAUUCAGAUACCCCCCUUUUUGUAUAAGAAUCUCCGUGCCUUAGAACAGAGAAGGCAGCCAUAGCCAUGGGGUUUCGCAAGCGAGGAGAUGAAGCCGAGAGCCAGCUUCCUCUUGUUGCCACCCUUCCCAAGCUAUCAGACGAUGCUGAAGAGCAGCAGAUAGAGAGAACUGGGUCAGCAUGGAGUGCCAGUGCGCAUAUAAUAACAGCAGUGAUCGGGUCCGGAGUUCUCUCUCUUGCUUGGAGUGUGGGCCAGCUGGGUCUGAUUGGUGGGCCCAUAGUCAUGAUUUGCUUUGCUGCAAUGACAUUGGUCCAAUCCUCGCUGCUUGCUGAUUGUUACCGAUCCCCUGAUCCUGUUAACGGCCAUAUCAGGAACCGCACCUUCAUGGAUGCCGUACGGCUGAAUCUAGGCGAGAAGAGUGUGUGGAUCUGUGGGGUUUUUCAGCAGUUGGGAUUAAUUGGCGUUGCGGUUGCCUACACCAUCACCUCCUCAACUAGCUUGAGGACAUUCCUUUCUGUUGUACAAAAAAAUUGUGUGGUAUGUAUAUAUACCUUAAUUCACCAUCCAUUUCGAAUAUGUGCAUAUACAUUCAUAAAUUGUAUAUGUAUUAUAUGUAUUUAUAUCCUACUGCGAGCUCUCUUGUGUACAAGUAAGGAAUCAAAAUCAAAGCGAGGAGAAUGGCAGUUGAGCACCCUCUUGAGAUAUCUGAAGGAUACUCUGAAAUCUCCACCUGCUGAAAACAAGACCAUGAAGAAAGCUUCCAUGGCUUCCAUCUUGAUCACCACCUUCUUCUACCUUUGCUGUGGUUGCUUCGGCUAUGCUGCCUUUGGUGACGACACGCCAGGAAACCUCUUAACUGGGUUUGGAUUCUAUGAACCUUACUGGCUCAUAGACUUUGCCAAUGCUUGCAUCAUACUUCAUCUUGUGGGAGGCUAUCAGGUCAUGCUACAGAAUUGGGCUUCUACUUCUACUUACCGUUGUUUCUCCUGUUAUGCUGCUUCAAGUUACACCACCACGGGGCUCAUUGCAUUUGCAUAUCCCUACUCUGUAAUUCUCCUAGAGAUACAGGAUACUCUGAAAUCUCCACCUGCUGAAAACAAGACCAUGAAGAAAGCUUCCAUGGCUUCCAUCAUGAUCACCACCUUCUUCUACCUUUGCUGUGGAUGCUUCGGCUAUGCUGCUUUUGGUGACGACACGCCGGGAAACCUCUUAACUGGAUUUGGAUUCUAUGAACCUUACUGGCUCAUAGACUUUGCCAAUGCUUGCAUCAUACUUCAUCUUGUGGGAGGCUAUCAGGUUUUCAGCCAACCAAUCUUUGCAUUUGUCGAGCGAUGGUUUGCCCAGAAAUAUCAUUCAAGCAGCUUUAUGAAUGACUUCCACACCAUCCACCUCUGGUACGUACAGCCCUUCAGAGUCAAGCUGUUCAGGCUCUGCUUCAGAACUCUCUACGUUGUGUCCACCACAGGUCUUGCCAUUGCUUUCCCUUACUUCAAUCAGGUCUUGGCUUUGCUUGGGUCCUUCAAUUUUUGGCCAUUGGGUAUCUAUUUCCCUGUAGAAAUGUAUUUUAUUCAGAAAAAUAUAGCACCUUGGACAUCGAAGUGGAUUUUACUUCAAGUCUUCAGUGUUGUUUGCUUGCUUGUGAGCAUGUUUGCUCUAAUUGGAUCCAUUGAAGGGAUCUUCAGCGAGAGACUAAAGUGAGUUGGUUAUUGGUGCUUGUGAAGCUGUGAUAUAUUUGUAAGAAAAUAAAAGUGAGUGAUGUUUUGUGGACUUGAUGAUGACAUGAGAGGAAGAGAGUUUAUAUUGGAUAGGGUCAUGUGUCAUGUGAAAAUAUUUGUCACUUUAGAGGUAGCUAGCUCCAUGAUCAUCUGUACAAAUAAGAAAAAUGUGUAUAAAUUUCAUGGAACUUCCAAUCAAUAUGGGUUCUUGAGGUGGAUUCAAACAUAUAUGUAUAUCCACUCACAUCUAAAGCAAAAUAAUUUCCAUAUUAAUUUCUUACAAAAAGAAGUGCCUAAGAAAAUUUUGUAUGUAGGCUAUGACAACUUCUAUUGACUAAGAAGAGUGGGGAAAUUUACAUACCUAGCACACAUUUCGUUUGUAUUUACAUGUC
Messenger RNA from Phalaenopsis equestris, 2177 nucleotides. RefSeq names its product amino acid permease 3-like. The transcript is spliced from 9 exons. Bases 137 to 1768 code for a protein of 543 amino acids. Lineage: Eukaryota; Viridiplantae; Streptophyta; Magnoliopsida; Asparagales; Orchidaceae. Gene Ontology annotation, cellular component: plasma membrane. The record is from RefSeq and is a predicted model, not a curated record.